This is a messenger RNA of Xenopus laevis (African clawed frog), 2947 nucleotides long. RefSeq lists its product as uncharacterized. NCBI's taxonomy places the organism in Eukaryota, Metazoa, Chordata, Amphibia, Anura, Pipidae. The record is from RefSeq and is a predicted model, not a curated record. The transcript has 2 exons. The coding region runs from base 1382 to 2641 and encodes 419 amino acids.
CCUGUGGACUGGGUGUGAGCUUCUGUUGUUACUCUCGAGCUGCAAAUCGGCUGCUCCUUCAUGUGGCCCAGCCUGGGCAAAGCUUCAUGGCUCGCUUCUAUGGAAAUAUCGUCGGCUGCUCUGACACUGGAAGAGUAACCGAGGUGAAAAAAUCAAAGAGGUCUUUGUGAAUGAUCAGCCUUUUUUACGGGACAAAUCAAUGGAGGACAAGAAUUGGGAUCGGAAGAAAACAAACAAAUUUCAUUGGAAAAAGCAGGAGAAGGAACUAGCCAGGAAAGAGGAAAGGGAUGGAUACAGUCUACAAAAUCGUUAUCCGAAAAAGUCUUAAAUCUAUCGUCCAAGGAAUUAACAUCUGGACAGAUCCUAUUGCUAAGCAAGGGACUCUCUUUUUCCCCGGAUAGGGACUUUGAUAUUCUAGAAACAGUAAUUGAUGUUAAUCACCUUGUACGGAGGAUAGUAUUUAAGAAAUACUUUUUUCCAGGUGGCACGGGAGGAGUCCUUGGUAGGCAAGGAUGCUAAUGACAUAGUUGAUGCAGUAAACCCUGUGGAUGUACCGUAAGCAUAUUUAAAAAUAAGAGUAAUUUUUACCCUGUACAACUUAGAGGCCCUCUAGUGGAGCAAUUCCAAAGGAGGGUGGAGGCGGACUUAUGGGCUUUGAAAGAAAAAGUAACAACUGGGAAAAAUAAGUUUGAUAACCUGAGUAGUAAAGAGAAACAGGAAUUAUGGAAUUUAAAGAAAGAUAAAAGUCUGGUUAUUAAGAAUGCAGAUAAGGGAGGUAUGGUUGUAGUACAGGAUGCAGUAACAUACAAGGAGGAAGCUUUGAGGCAGCUUUAUGAUAAGGAAUCCUAUGUAGUAUUGAGGAGUGAUCCAACAAAAGCCUUUAUGGUGGACCUCAUGGAUGGAGCUUUGGAGGCUGGUUUGAUUGAUACGGUGGUGAGAGACUAUUUAGUCCCAAAAAGGGUUACAAUACCUACCUUUUACCACCUUCCAAAGGUCCAUAAAGAGGAGAGACCACCACGGGGGAGACCAAUAAUUUCGGGGAUAGGGUCGCUUAAUGAGCACUUAUCCAAUGGGUGGAUGCUCAUUUGCAGUCUCUUGUCAAGCGCUUAGGUAGCUAUACUAGAGAUACUACACAUGUACUAAUAAGUUGGACCAAUUCAGAUGGGAGGAGGGAUAUGGUUGGGGGACAUUAGAUUUUGCCUCGCUAUAUUCCUCGAUCCCACAUGAAUAUGAUAUAAAGGCAAUAAAUUAUCACCUGGAUAGGUAUAGUGGUUAUUCAGUUGAACUCAAGGGGUUCCUGUUGGCAUCCAUUAGAUUCCUGUUGGAGCACAAUUAUUUUACAUUUGAUUCGAUAUAUUAUCUGCAGAGAUGUGGGACAGAAAUGGGGGCGAAAUUUGCUCCCUCCUACGCCAACCUAUAUAUGGGCUGGUGGGAGGAGACCCACAUCUCUGCAGAUAUGAGGAAAUCUUUGAGAUUAUACACACGUUAUAUAGACGAUCUACUGUGUGUUUGGAAAGGGGAUGAAAUGAGUUUCAUAACCUUUGUACAGAAGCUAAACCAGAACGAAUUAAAUUUAAAGUUUACAAGUGAAUAUAGGUCAAAAACAAUUGAAUUUCUGGAUGUGAAAUUAAUGGUGGUAGAUAAGGAAAUACAAACCACUAUUUUUAGAAAGUCAUGUAGUGGGAACACACUUCUGCAUGCCACCUCCUGCCACCCUAAAAAUUUGGUGGAUGGGAUACCUGUGGGCCAGUUCCUCAGGCUCCGGAGGAACUGCUCCACCAAUAUGAAAUUCCAGGAACAAGCAGAGGAGAUGAAGGAGAGAUUUCUAGAUCGAGGGUAUGGACGAAAAAUUGUGGAUAGGGCCUAUCAGAGAGCAAGACAAACAGAAAGGAGGAGUCUAUUAAGUGUGAAUCCAAUGGGUGAGAAAAAGAAAAAAGUAAAACAAGGGCUAUUAAAAAAGGUCCCAUUUGUAACUAGGUAUAGUAAACAGUUCUAUAUGGUAUUAGAUAUAGUUAAGAAAUAUAUCCCGAUCCUAUAUGCAGAUGAUGAUUUCCAUAAAAUACUAAAAGGAGGAGUUAACAGUAUACCAAGGCGGUCUCAUACAUUGAGGGACCAUUUAUCACCAAGUAUGUACAGGGAAACGAAUAGGGGAGAUCAAAGAAAUAAGGGCUUUUUGAAGGUAGAAGGUAGCCAUAAAUGUGGUAGUCGUAGAUGUAUAACUUGUCAACAUAUGAAAAUUUCAAAAGAAUUUAAGUCUACGGUGACAAACACUAGCUUUAAAAUAAGAGAUUAUAUUAAUUGCAAUACAUCCACAGUGGUUUACUUGAUAACAUGUCUGAAAUGUCAGAAACAAUAUGUGGGCUGCACAAGUAGAACGCUAAAGCGAAUACGGGAACAUCUGAGUCAAAUAAAAAAUCCAAAAACAGUUGAAAAGAGUAAUAUAACGAGACAUUUUUCAAAAUGUAAUGGAAGUGAUGUAGCAUAUUUUUCUGUACAGGGAAUAGAAAAAGUAAGAUUGGGUAGUAGAGGAGGAAAUUUGGCAGGGCUGUUAGCAAAAAGAGAACUGUUUUGGAUUUUUUAUUUGCAUACUCGGUUACAACUUGGUUUGAACUAUGAGUUUGAUGUAACAUGUUUUACGUAAAUUAUAAUGUAAUUGGUUAUGUUUAGAACGAGGUAGAUAUAUAGAGAUGUAUGGGGCAGAUAAGAGAAUGUGACAUAUACAAACAAUAAUAUUAGGAGAGAGAACCUAAUGUAAUGGGGCAGUGAUUGCCAUUUAAAUGCUUGUUUAAAUGUGGGUAUCCUAAUAUAAAAUAGUUCUGAGAUGUAACAGAGUAUAGGCAGAGAAACAAUGCUAAUAUGACCAAUUUGAUAAGAUAUGUAUGUUGCUUUAAGAAAAGAAACGUGAGGUGGCAAAACGUGAUUGGUUUUAACGUUUGGGGAGGGAUUU